AUAAAGUUCAUUACCUGACUCCAUUAUCAAUCCAUCUUCCUUUUCUUUGUCUCCUUUUCUGAAGUCACCAGGAAAUGUUUGAUCAAAGCAUGCUCAGAAUCAAGUUAGUUAAAACUCUAGAAAAUCUUUGUGUUUAUUUUCCAUUUAAAGGUUUUAUAUUUCCACUGUCAUCUCUGCCCUAAAAGAGGUGUAGGGAGCAGAAAGAGGUGGUAAUAGAAAGGAUACUCCUUGGAAGCAGGAGUGCUACUGCAUUCUUCCCCGGAUGUCAGACUCAGCCAAGAAGCAGCUAAUUUGGAAAUAGUGAGGCCAUCUUAACUCUGUACAAUCUGGGCAGGUCAGCGUGGACAGAAAAAACUGUACUUUGCAGCUGGAAGUUUCGUGGGAGGGUAAAAAAAUGUGAGGUGCAGGGAGAGAGCUGCCCGAAUCAGAAACUCCCUGAAGCUUCUCCGCCGAAGGAGGAAGGUGCAUUUGGCCCGGCAAGCUCCAAGGUGAAACCGCCUAGGUCGCGGCUGCCAAGUGAACUGCAGCGGCGGUCCGCGCAGCUGGGGAGGUGCGGAGGUGGGGCGGAGGAGCCUUCGGAGCCUGUCAACCCAACUCUCCCUCGGCAGCUGACCUCAGACUUGGAGGUCGCAGAGGAGGCUGUUCCUGCUAGUCAAGUACCGCACGCAAAACUUCCACCUGCUGAGGAUCCAUGGGUUACCAGGGGCAGAGGCCGGCCAUCCUGCCACAGAGUGAUCUAGAUGACAGAGAAAACCUGGUUUCUGAACACAGCCACAAAGGGAAAGCUUGUCGCCAGUCUGCUGCUGUUUUUAAUGUUGUCAACUCAAUUAUAGGAUCUGGUAUAAUAGGAUUGCCUUAUUCAAUGAAGCAAGCUGGCUUUCCUCUGGGAAUAUUGCUUUUAUUCUGGGUUUCAUAUGUUACAGACUUUUCCCUUGUUUUAUUGAUAAAAGGAGGGGCCCUCUCUGGAACAGACACUUACCAGUCUUUGGUCAAUAAAACUUUCGGCUUUCCAGGAUAUCUCCUACUCUCUGUUCUACAAUUUUUGUAUCCUUUCAUAGCUAUGAUAAGUUACAACAUAGUAACUGGAGACACUUUGAGCAAAGUUUUCCAAAGACUCCCUGGAGUUGAUCCUGAAAACUUGCUUAUUGGUCGCCAUUUCAUUAUUGUGCUUUCCACCAUUGCCUUUACUCUGCCUCUGUCCUUGUAUCGAGAUAUAGCAAAGCUUGGAAAGAUCUCUCUUAUUUCUACAGUUUUAACAACUCUAAUUCUUGGAAUUGUAAUGACAAGGGUAGUUUCACUGGGUCCACACAUACCAAAAACAGAAGAUGCCUGGAUAUUUGCAAAGCCCAAUGCCAUUCAGGCUGUUGGUGUGAUGUCAUUUGCAUUUAUUUGCCACCAUAACUGCUUCUUAGUUUAUGGUUCUUUGGAAGAACCCACAGUAACUAAGUGGUCCCACAUCAUCCAUGUGUCCACAUCGAUUUCUGUAUUUAUCAGUAUUCUCUUUGCUACAUGUGGAUACCUGACAUUUACUGGCUUCACCCAAGGAGACUUAUUUGAAAAUUAUUGUAGAAAUGAUGACCUGGUGACAUUUGGAAGGUUUUGUUAUGGCAUCACUGUCAUUUUGACAUACCCGAUUGAAUGCUUUGUGACUAGAGAGGUAAUUGCCAAUGUGUUUUUCAGUGGGAAUCUUUCAUCAGUUCUCCACAUUAUCAUAACAGUGGCUAUCAUUACUGUAGCCACACUUGUGUCAUUGCUGGUUGAUUGCCUUGGAAUAGUUUUAGAGCUCAAUGGUGUGCUCUGCGCAGCUCCCCUAAUUUUUAUCAUCCCAUCAGCCUGUUAUCUGAAACUGUCUGAAGAACCAAGGACGCACUCAGAUAAGAUUAUGUCCUGUGUCAUGCUUCCCAUUGGUGCUGUGGUGAUGGUUGUGGGAUUCGUCAUGGCCAUUACAAAUCCUCAAGACUGCACCCAUGGGCAGGAAAUGUUCUACUGCUUUUCUGACAAUUUCUCCCUCACAAACAUCUCAAUUUCUCAUUUUCAACUGACAACACAACUUUCAAUUUUAAACAUCAGUAUCUUUCAAUGAGUUGAACUGCUUUAAGAAAUAUGUAUUUUUCAUAGACUUCUAAACACAUAACAUUCAUAUGUUUUAAUCUCUAUAUUAUAAAAAUUAUCCCUUUGACAUUUAUCAAGACUUGGUUUUCUUUACUCUUUAGUACAGUAUGAAAGAUAAAAAGGAAAAGGAAAUUGAAUAUAUUAUAUCUUAAACUGGGACAAAAUAAAUGUUUUGUUUUGA
Molecule: messenger RNA, 2293 nt
Organism: Sus scrofa (pig)
Lineage: Eukaryota; Metazoa; Chordata; Mammalia; Artiodactyla; Suidae
Gene: SLC38A11
Product: solute carrier family 38 member 11
Biological process (GO): amino acid transmembrane transport
Cellular component (GO): membrane
Molecular function (GO): L-amino acid transmembrane transporter activity
Source: RefSeq, a predicted model, not a curated record